Molecule: messenger RNA, 889 nt
Organism: Rubroshorea leprosula
Lineage: Eukaryota; Viridiplantae; Streptophyta; Magnoliopsida; Malvales; Dipterocarpaceae
Source: the annotation of a GenBank genome assembly
CGAUUUCUUCACCCCAAACAGGAACAGAGAAAUGCCUCGCUUCUGCAUUCACAAUCAUGAGAAGAUGUCGGAGUUGGACAAGAUUUUGUGCAGCAGCUACGUGCUAGAAUCAUCAAGAAAUGAGCUAGAAAUGUACCAAGACAGAAUAAAGCAAUUGUAUAAGCUCCUUUUGGAUGCUUACCAUGAAAGAGAUGAAGCUCGACAGCAGUUGCAGAAAUCAGAAGCAGAAAUUUCCGAACUAAGAAAAUUACUAAACCAGUGCCUGCCAUCCAGUUCAGCUGAAAUAAAUCAUAAGCCAAAAGUCACAGAACCAAUCCUGGAUUACAUAGUCGAAGCAAAUAACAACCAAUCUUAUGUCUUCUCUCCAUCUACCCCAGCAGAUUGCAUUUCUGAUGUAGCAAACUCUCCUGCAAUGUCCAAUGCCAGCUUGUCUGAAUCAAGUAACCUUCAGAUGCCAAAUGUUCAAGGUUUAUGUGGUCUUGUCUGGACAGGAAAAAGAACAAUAUGGUCAAAGGACUUGAUGUUAGAUCAUGCUUCAAUGGUGAUUGACAAUCUUGUUAAAGGAAGGCCACUGCCUGAAAAGGGGAAGCUUGUGCAGGCUGUAGUAGCUGCUGAACCCUUGCUGGAGACAGUUCUACUUGCCGGUCGCCUUCCCAGGUGGCGCAACCCUCCAACAAUGUCUUCAGUGAGAACUGAAAUGCCAAACUCUGUUACCUGUUUGCACCAGAGUUCCUUGCAGCAUCAAUCUUCAAGUGGAAUUAUGCGAAAUAGGUUUCAGCAGUGAGGAAUAAUUUCAUACUUGGCGUAAUUAUGGAUUUUUAAUAUGGUUUUCUAUUUGGAAUUCUGCCAAAACUCAGUUUCUUAGCUAUAAUUAAUUCCUUAUUAUUUA